GACGUGCAAUCUGGAUGUCCAAAGUUGGUGAAAAUGAUAGAAAAAUUGAUCAAAGAACCACCAAAGUUGAUGAUAACUGGAAAAGAUCUUUCCUCGUGGUUGUUGUUAACACAAUGAUCAAAUCCACUACCAACAUUUCGCCAAACUUCAAAUUCCUUGCUAGCACGGUUAAUCUGAAUCGAGUAAGGAAUCUGAAUUGGUGCCAUUAUGCCUAUACCAGUCUUUUGACGGCAGCUAAAUACUGGAAUGAGGACCGAAGCAGAUGGUUUGCUGGUCCGCUACCAUUUUUAAUGGUGUGUUAUUUUGAUCGAGUGCAAAUUGAAAAAGAAUAUCCUCCUAGGAGCUUCCCCAUCAUUAGAUGCUGGUCAAGACAAAUGAUAAGCAUCAGGGUUAAGCAUGAUAAUGAGUGUGGCUUUGGACAUGGUAUCAUUCUUGACAGAAUCGAAAGCCCACCAGAGCUAAUACAGUAUAGGAGAGAUAUUCUUUUGGAAAAAGAACAAGAAGAACCACCACAACAAGAAGAAGAAGAAGAACCACAACAAGAAGAACAAGAACAAGAACAACCACAACCACCACCACCACAACAAGAAGAACAAGAACAAGAACAACCACAACCACCACCAACAGAACAAGAAGAAGUACCACCACCACCACUACAACAAAAACAACAACAACAGCAAAAACAACAACAAGCACAUCAAAGUUCACCGGUGACUGAACUCGGUGAAGAUCAGGAGAUACCAGAGCAACAAACACACUCCAACCCUGAGGAAGUCAAACUACCCUCGACAGUUGAGGAGUUUCAUCAGGAGUUCUUGAAGACCACAGCUGAAUUAAGUGGUGUAAUGAACAAAUUCAACAACCUCUUGUCAUUGUCGAAGAAGUUCUUUGACACGACUGUUGAUGUAAAAGAAACAAUGUCAUUUAAUAUGGCAGAGAUGUGGUCCAAGUGUUCAGAAACACAACUUCCAACCGUGUUUGAUAACGUCAAGAAUGCAUCAAAUGAGGAGAGAAAAGAUUCACAGGAGAUGGGUUCCAUUGUGAGUCAAGACAAAGAGUUUUUCAGCUCGGACUACUUCUCCAUUUUAUUUGAUGAUGCAGUCAAGAAAGCGACAAGAGGGAAGAAAAAAGAAACUGUUAUGGAAAAAGAAACAGAGGAACCUAUGUCAGAGGAGCCUCUAUCAGAGGAAAGUCUACUAGAAUUACCUCCAUUUUGA
Messenger RNA from Spinacia oleracea (spinach), 1217 nucleotides. RefSeq lists its product as uncharacterized. NCBI's taxonomy places the organism in Eukaryota, Viridiplantae, Streptophyta, Magnoliopsida, Caryophyllales, Amaranthaceae. Bases 15 to 1217 code for a protein of 400 amino acids. The transcript has 4 exons. The record is from RefSeq and is a predicted model, not a curated record.